Arthroderma uncinatum is the source of this 1482-nucleotide messenger RNA. RefSeq lists its product as uncharacterized. The transcript is spliced from 3 exons. The coding region runs from base 1 to 1482 and encodes 493 amino acids. The record is from RefSeq and is a predicted model, not a curated record. Lineage: Eukaryota; Fungi; Ascomycota; Eurotiomycetes; Onygenales; Arthrodermataceae. Gene Ontology annotation, molecular function: RNA binding.
AUGUUCAUCGGCGGGUUGAACUGGGAGACUACAGACCAGUCUCUCAAGGAUUACUUUUCCCAGUUUGGAGAAGUCCAUGAAUGCACUGUCAUGCGAGAUGGUGCUUCUGGCCGAUCAAGGGGGUUCGGCUUCCUUACAUUCACCGACCCGAAGACGGUAAACACGGUUAUGGUGAAGGAGCAUUACUUGGAUGGUAAAAUUAUCGACCCUAAACGUGCCAUCCCUCGAGAUGAGCAAGAACGGACGAGUAAAAUUUUUGUUGGUGGAGUGAGUCAGGAGGCAACUGAGCAAGAGUUCAAACAGUUUUUUAUGCAAUUCGGCCGCGUUGUAGACGCGACUCUCAUGAUUGAUAAGGAUACUGGACGUCCUCGAGGAUUUGGAUUUGUGACCUUUGAUAGCGAGGCUGCCGUGGAAGCAACACUUUCAGUGCCACUGGAAAUACAUGGCAAAGCAAUUGAGGUGAAAAAGGCUCAACCUCGCGGGAACCUGAGGGACGAUGAAGAGAGCCGCAGACUAGGCAAACGUGGCUUCCGUGAUGAUCGGUUUAAAGAAGGCGAUCGUGGCAGUGGAUCUGAUUCAGGGCAGCAACAAAAUACUCAGAAUCAAGCCAACAUGGCAGGUGGCAUGACACCCCAAAUGAUGGCCCAGUAUUGGCAGCGGAUGCAACAAUAUUUUGCUUUGAUGCAACAGCAAAUGGCCUCAACCCAAGGCCAAGGGAUGAACCCAGCAAUGGGAGGUAUGAACCCCGCUCUGUUGCAACAAAUGCAGCAAAUGCAACAAAUGCAACAAAUGAAGCAGCCAGGUCCCCAACAACAAGGUGGAAUGAGCCCAUCCUCUCAAACGCCCCCUAGCGCACAAGGAAUGCAAGGAAUGAUGAACCCAGCGAUGCAGCAGAUGCAGCAGAUGCAACAGAUGCAACAGAUGAACCAGAUGCCCAAUCAGGGUCAAGCAGGGCCAGGCUUCCCAGGUGGGAUGGGCGGUCAGAUGGCUGGAAACAUGCCAGCGGCUGUUGCAGGAGGGCCUGGAGCAGCAGCUGGAGCGACGAACAACGCUGGCAUGGGUGGAAAUUUCGGUGGUAAUAGAGGCGGUCCUGGGUACAACGCUCAGGAGCAACUAGCAUUUGAGCAACAGAAGUACGAGCAACAACAGGCCCGACGGACAGUCGAUCCUCGAGGCUACCCGGCAUAUCAACAAGGUAACCCAACCUCUUGGGAGGGAAUGUAUGACGAUACACCGCAACCCAAUUUGCCAACUGGUCCUCAGGGGAUGGGCCGUGCCGGCAGUGCUGCCAGCUCUAUGGGACGAGGGAUGUCGCCAAAUGUUGCAAAUAAACCUCCUCAGCCCGUUACAUCUCCACAACCGCAGAGUGCACCGCCUGCGAAUGCUCCCACCGGUCCUCGAAAUGCCGGAAGGCCAGGGGCUAAUUAUCGCGGGGGAGGUCGCGGAGCGCACCGAGGAUUCCACCCUUACGCCCGCGGUUAA